ACCACCUCGAAGACCCCCAUUAUAAGAUGACUCCACACCUUGAAUUCGCCAAGUAAACUGCCACCACACGGUUUCAGUGUCACCUUCACAUAAUCGCAUUGAUUCGAGGACGCAAGGGCGGAGCACCACCACACGCUCGCCAUGGACGCGUGGCGCAUCUUCCUCGGCACGGCCCUCAUCGCGAUCCCGCUGAUCCUACUCCUCCGUCUCUUCCGCGGCCGGCGCCGGAUCCCGCCCGGGCCGCCGUCCGUGCCGGUGCUGGGCAGCGUGGUGUGGCUGACCAACUCUCCCGCCGACAUAGAGCCCAUCCUCCGGCGCCUCUUCGCGCAGUACGGCCCCAUCGUGUCGCUGCGCAUCGGCUCACGCCUCGCCAUCUUCGUCGCCGACCGCCACCUCGCGCACACGGCGCUCGUCGAGCGCGGUGCCGCGCUGGCGAACCGCCCCGCCCUCGCCUCCGCCAGGCUCCUGGGCGAGAGCGACAACCUCAUCACGCGCGCCAGCUACGGGCCCGUGUGGCGCCUCCUGCGCCGCAACCUCGUCGCCGAGACGCUGCACCCGUCCCGCGUCCGCCUCUUCGCGCCGGCCCGCGCCUGGGUGCGCCGCGUCCUCGCCGAGAAGCUGCGGGACGACUCCGCCGCCGGCGCGGCCGUCGUCGAGACGUUCCACUACGCCAUGUUCUGCCUCCUCGUGCUCAUGUGCUUCGGGGAGCGGCUCGACGAGCCCGCCGUGCGCGCGAUCGCCACCGCGCAGCGGGACCCGCUUAUCUACAGGUCGAGGAAGAUGGCCGUCUUCUCGUUCCUGCCGUCGGUCACCAAGCACCUCUUCCGCGACCGCCUGCAGAACGUAAAAGCCAUGAAGCGGCGGAAGAUGGAGCUGUUCGUGCCGCUGAUCGACGCUCGGCGGGAGUACAAGAGCCGCGGCGGCGAGCCCAGGAGGGAGACCAGGUUCGAGCACUCGUACGUGGACACCCUGCUCGACAUCAAGCUCCCCGAGGAGGGGGACCGCCCGCUCACCGACGACGAGAUGGUCAACCUCUGCUCCGAGUUCAUGGACGCCGGGACCGACACCACCUCCACCGGGCUGCAGUGGAUCAUGGCCGAGCUGGUCAAGAACCCAUCGAUCCAGGACACCCUCUACAAAGAGAUCAGCGCCACCACCGGAGACGAUCAGGAAGAGGUCUCGGAGGAGGAUGUCAACAAGAUGCCGUAUCUCAAGGCGGUGGUCCUCGAAGGCCUCCGGAAGCACCCGCCGGCGCACUUCGUGCUGCCGCACACCGCGGCGGAGGACACGGAGGUCGGCGGGUACCUGAUCCCCAAGGGCGCGACGAUAAACUUCAUGGUGGCCGAGAUGAGCAGGGACGAGCGGGAGUGGGAAAAGCCGACGGAGUUCAUGCCGGAGCGGUUCCUGCCAGGCGGCGCGGGCGAAGGGAUUGACGUCACCGGAAAUCGGGGGAUCAAGAUGAUGCCGUUCGGCGUCGGAAGGAGGAUCUGCGCCGGGGUCGGCAUCGCCAUGCUGCACCUCGAGUACUUCGUGGCCAACAUGGUGAGGGAGUUCGAGUGGCAGGAGGUUCCGGGCAACGAGGUGGACUUCGCCGAGAAGCCGGAGUUCACCGUCGUGAUGAAGAAGCCGCUGCGGCCGCGCCUAGUGCCCCGAAGGACCUAAGUCAAAAAUCCAAAGACCAGUAGGCCGUUCCUAUCGCUUGAGCUGUUCUCGUGCUUAGUUUAGUUCAUGUUGAUUGGAGUAUUGAAUAAAUUUAUUAGUGCUACGUACUGUCAAA
Lolium perenne is the source of this 1777-nucleotide messenger RNA. RefSeq names its product cytochrome P450 89A2. Gene Ontology annotation, molecular function: iron ion binding; heme binding; oxidoreductase activity, acting on paired donors, with incorporation or reduction of molecular oxygen, NAD(P)H as one donor, and incorporation of one atom of oxygen. Lineage: Eukaryota; Viridiplantae; Streptophyta; Magnoliopsida; Poales; Poaceae. Gene Ontology annotation, cellular component: membrane. The record is from RefSeq and is a predicted model, not a curated record.